Messenger RNA from Cyprinus carpio (common carp), 4730 nucleotides. Its product is annotated as protein mono-ADP-ribosyltransferase PARP6. Lineage: Eukaryota; Metazoa; Chordata; Actinopteri; Cypriniformes; Cyprinidae. Gene Ontology annotation, molecular function: NAD+ poly-ADP-ribosyltransferase activity; protein serine/threonine kinase activator activity; kinase binding. The record is from RefSeq and is a predicted model, not a curated record. Gene Ontology annotation, cellular component: nuclear envelope; endoplasmic reticulum tubular network; intracellular anatomical structure. Gene Ontology annotation, biological process: endoplasmic reticulum unfolded protein response.
GCUGGGAUUGAACCAGUAUGAAACGCGUCAAGCGUUGUGUGGAGGUCUGCAGGACUCAUAUCUACUGCAGUCCAUGAAGCCAAACGGGGGUUUUACCGCAGCAAAGAGCGACUGAGUUGCCAUAAAUCAAGAAGGCUGAGAAGAACCAGAUUUUAAAAUCUGACAACGCACAAAUGUCAAGGUGAAGGUGUGUGAACUCACCUGCUCUCCACGACGGCCCCGCCGCUGCUGCUGCUCCCGCUGCCCAUGCUGACCGCUGCUCACUGACCGCUGCUCACCUGCUGCGUGUCCUUGUGCCUCUCGCCCAAACCUGGCAGUGGUCAAAUCCCAUCGUAAAUCCCAUUGAUGCUCUCUGGAUUGGCUGUCAACUGCAACAGAGUUCUGGACAGUGUCUCAAACUGUGCUCAGAUGUGCAAUGACAACAAAGACUGCAUUCUAAAAUCAGACAUCGAUGGCUGGAUACGAGACAGCAUUGUGUCUCGUGAGUCACGCAGCCGAGGACGAGCCAGAUAAUGGCUUAUCUCUCUCUCUCUCUCUCUCUCUCUCUCUCUCUCUCUCUCUCUCUCUCUGGAGGUCACUGUGUACAGCGAGGCUCUUAACGAGCUGUAGGUCACAUGACUCUCUCUGCUGGCUCUCACUGAGCAUGCUCAGUUCACUGUGUUGUCAGGCAAAAAAGAAGACAGCACUGGAACAGACGAGAUCUGCACCAGAUAAACACACAGACACACACAGAGAGAGAGCCGGUGGUAGUGCACAGGGGUUCUGCUGUGUACCGGAUGGUCUGUGUGUGCUGUGUUUCUUGAUGUAUUGUGUUCUUCAUCUGCGGUGUGUCGUGUCGGAGGAGAAGCAUCCGUCUGGCGCUCGCUCCAUCCUCGCUGAAGAAAGCACCGAGCUCAUCUUGCUGAAGACGUCUCCUGUCGUCGAGUGCCUGUUGUUUUGCUGAAAUGGAUCAGAAAAGCUUCAUCCUGUCAGAAAAGCUUCUGUGAACACCAGAGGCAAUGGAUAUCAAAGGCCAGGGCUGGACGGAUGAAGAAUCAGACGGAGAGAAUGAACCGGAGCAGUUCAUGUACGGGAUUCAGGGGAGCUGCGCUGCUGACCUGUACCGUCACCCACAGCUGGACGCAGACAUCGAGGCUGUAAAAGACAUUUACACGGACAGCGCCGUGUCCAUCAGAGAGUACGGCACCAUCGAUGAUGUGGACAUCGACCUGCAAAUCAACAUCAGCUUCCUGGACGAGGAGGUGGCGACCGCGUGGAAGGUGAUCCGAACCGAGCCCAUCGUCUUACGCCUUCGUUUCUCUCUCUCACAGUACCUCGAUGGACCAGAACCAUCUGUGGAGGUGUUUCAGCCGUCCACUAAAGAAGGCUUCAGUUUGGGUCUUCAACUAAAGAAGAUCCUCAGUACGUUCACGUCGCAGCAGUGGAAGCACCUCAGUAAUGAGUUCCUCAAAGCCCAGCAGGAGAAGCGGCACAGCUGGUUCAAAGCCGGAGGAACCAUCAAGAAAUUUCGUGCAGGACUGAGCAUCUUCUCCCCGAUUCCCAAGUCUCCCAGUUUCCCCCUGAUCCAGGACACAGUGUUGAAAGGCAAACUGAACGUGCCCGAGCUCAGAGUCACCCGGCUCAUGAACCGCUCCAUCUCCUGUACCAUGAAGAACGACAAGGGGGAGCUGUUUAGCUAUCCUCCGAACAGCCAGACUGUGGCUGUCCCGGCGGGCAGGGCCCCUGCGCAGAUUACCACCCGCCAGCUGAUUGAAGUUGUUUUGUUUUUCCAGGCGGGCGGACACUGCAAGAACAUCCCCACGCUGGAGUACGGCUUCCUCGUGCAGAUAAUGAAAUACUCUGAGCAGCGGAUCCCCACUCUGAACGAAUACUGCGUGGUGUGUGACGAGCAGCACGUCUUCCAGAACGGCUCCAUGCUGAGGCCCGCGGUUUGCACGAGAGAGCUGUGUGUGUUUUCCUUCUACACGCUGGGGGUGAUGUCCGGAGCGGCUGAGGAGGUGGCCACCGGCGCUGAGGUGGUGGACCUGCUGGUGGCCAUGUGUCGCGCCGCUCUCGAGUCGCCCCGUAAAAGCAUCAUCUUUGAGCCGUAUCCGUCUGUGGUCGACCCCAGUGACCCCAAAACACUCGCCUUCAACCCGAAGAAGAAGAAUUAUGAGCGUCUGCAGAAAGCUCUAGACAGUGUGAUGUCUAUUCGGGAAAUGACGCAGGGCUCAUAUCUGGAGAUUAAGAAGCAGAUGGAUAAACUGGAUCCUCUGGCUCAUCCGUUAUUGCAGUGGAUUAUAUCCAGUAAUCGGUCUCAUAUUGUGAAGCUGCCGCUCAGUAGGCAGCUGAAGUUCAUGCACACAUCUCAUCAGUUUCUGCUGCUGAGCAGCCCGCCUGCAAAAGAAGCUCGAUUUCGCACCGCAAAGAAACUGUACGGCAGCACCUUCGCCUUCCAUGGCUCGCAUAUUGAGAACUGGCACUCAGUUCUGAGAAAUGGACUGGUCAAUGCCUCUUAUACUAAACUGCAGCUGCAUGGAGCAGCGUACGGGAAGGGCAUCUAUCUGAGCCCCAUUUCCAGUAUUUCCUUUGGAUACUCAGGAAUGGGGAAGGGCCAGCAUCGCAUGCCCACUAAAGAUGAGUUAGUCCAGCGAUAUAAUCGAAUGAACACAAUGCCACAGAGUCGUCCCAUUCAGUCGCGGUUCCUCCAGAGCAGGAACUUAAACUGCAUCGCUCUCUGUGAAGUGAUCACGUCCAAAGACCUGCAGAAACAUGGGAACAUCUGGGUGUGUCCGGUGUCUGACCACGUCUGCACACGCUUCUUCUUCGUGUAUGAGGACGGUCAGGUGGGAGAUGCGAACAUUAACACACAGGAGCCCAAGAUCCAGAAGGAGAUCAUGCGUGUGAUCGGCACCCAGAUCUACUCCAGCUGAAGGAGUUCAUUCCUGCAGAGACGGGUGCCGCCUUUCCUCCUCUCUACUCCAUCUGUGCUCUCCUUCGUCUCUCACAUGGGAUGAGCGCGAGGAAAUGAGACGAGGGAAAACUUCAUGAUAAGCCCCGCCCACAACCCUCUGACUUCCCACAGAGCUGCUGUCAGUCAAAAGCAGACCGGCGCCUGAUUGGACGAGACGGUCGGCCAAUGAAGUCGCAUCGUUUUCUCUUUUUCAUAUCGGUUUGAUGGAUCUAUACACAAGAACGUCAUUUAAAAAUGUUUAUUAUUGGAUAGUAAAUGAUGAAUCUGUGUUCGUAUCUUCUUCAUCUGUCUCCUCCGCUGCUCUUUCCGACUGAUGACAUUUAUUAAUAUCCCAGAUGUAUUUAUGUCUGAGUUACCUGCUGAAAACAAUUUCCUGUGUUUUGUUGCUCAGCACGCGUACGGACGCCCGUCGUGAUUUAUCGCCCGACAGAACACGGAUGAGAGGACAGGGACACGUCGUUACUCAUGUUUAUGCUUGUAUCUUCUGGACAGAGUCGUUGUGACGCCGUCUUGACGCCGUCCUCCGAAGGGACGCGCGAGCUGAAGCCAGAGAGACUUUUAUUUCCAUUCUCAGACAUUCCCAGGGCGUGUGGGAUGAUGUACAGUAGCAGUCAAACAUUUGGACAUUUUAUCCACAUGUUAGAAUAAUAGUAAAGUGUACAAACUCUGAAAUCACACAAAUGGAAGUCAAAACUCUUUUAAUCUCUCUUUUAAACUCUUUUUUCAAUUCAUUGCAAUCGCCUCUUCUUCCCUGUUGUCAUCAUUUAUUUAUAGGCUAUUGCACAUUUCAUGCACAGUGGUAAUUCAUAGUGGUUUAUGUAAAAAGGAUUCAAAAUGCAUAAUAAUUGUUUGCAUAAUUGAUGCAUAAUAAAUAAAUAAAUAAAUAACAAAAGCAAAGAAUAAAAAAGUUACAAGCCGUUCAGAACAAUCCAAAACAAAAAUAUCAGUGAUAAACCAGAUAUUAGAUUUAAAUAUAUUUAUUAUUAAACCUGAUUCUGAAUCAUUAAAGAUUUAUGACAGUCGAUCAUUCUUUGCAGAUACCAUAAAAAUAGAUUAAAAUAAAAUAACAAAAUUCUCAGCUACUUCACAGUUUGUUUUUUAUUAUUGGGUUUUUUUUUUUUGCGAUUUUUUUUAAUGUAAUUUUUUAAAAAUGUAUUUGGAUUUUAGAGACGUGACGCUCUCACCAUCUUUACGCCUUGUUUGACUAUUAAAGGAAAACAUAAUUUACUAAUCAUAACCUGCCAAUAUGGCUGGUGAGUUAUGUGUUAACCGGUUAAUUUUCCGUGUUGCACAUAAUUUAUACAAUAUUCCAUAAAAAAUAAGAAUCGGCAAUUUUGAAAAAAUUUAAAAAAUUAAAAAAAAAAUAAGAGAGAAUUUCCUUUUUAAAAACGUAAAAAGGAAUUCAUACAUAGGCACAAUUUAUUUUCGUCUCCCAAACUAAUUUCAGUCAUUCAAGCAGGUGUUUUUGAGGAUUAUUUUAAACAUAAAUUCAGUCUUUUCAGUCCGGAUGUUCGUCUGCUGGUGCGUCUCCUUCUUCUGUUCGUUCUCUGACUGUUUCUCGUCCCGGAGCAUUUAUGGGAUUGUAAAUGAUUAUGUGGUGUUUAUUUGAGGGUGUUGCACCUUUUCUUCUGGAUCUGUGUUGGACAUGCAGGCUGUAAAUAAUGAAGAUGGGACAGGAGGAAUGCUGUCUGAUGUGUGUGAUGUUCAACAGACCCGUCCUGUGUUGUGCAGGUGGAAGCGAUGCUGAACUGAAUAAAUAAAGAGAGAUUUUGCACAA